Pomacea canaliculata is the source of this 2759-nucleotide messenger RNA. RefSeq lists its product as uncharacterized. The transcript is spliced from 10 exons. NCBI's taxonomy places the organism in Eukaryota, Metazoa, Mollusca, Gastropoda, Architaenioglossa, Ampullariidae. The record is from RefSeq and is a predicted model, not a curated record. Bases 528 to 2759 code for a protein of 743 amino acids.
GAGUGUUAAGCUGCACAUGGACUGGUGACAGUCCCACUUGUACCACGGCCCUCGGCUACUUGUUUGACAAGAAGGUGACCUCUCACCUCACGCUCCAGAUUCCCAGUGCACUGGAGGUCCACGAAGGGACGUACAGCUGUCAGACAGCGAGCGCUGUCUCUUCUAAGACCUGCUCGUUCGCUCUUGAGCAAGAUAACGGAUAUAAAGGAAAAGCAAGCUGCAAUAUUUCAAGUGUCAAGGAGAACGAACCUGCAACAUUGACUUGCGUCUUCAGCUCCGAUAUCAGUGUUACUAAAGACAACUUUGAAGUGGUCCGUCCUGAUGGCAAAGGCUCUAAUGUUGCAAGUUGCACCUGGACAAAGGGCAAACUGGAGUGUACCACAGCCACAGGAUUCGACGUCAACAAAACAGUCACAGAUCACGUGAUCAUCAGAUUAUCACAAGCCACACCUGAUCACACCGGACAAUAUGCUUGUCGUCUGCAAGGCUCUGAUGACGGCGGCUUCACGCCGUGUGCUUUGAUCGUCAUGGCAGGAGACCCUCGUGAUGAAUUUUAUGCAGCUGUAGUUGCAGGGAUUGUUAUUACACUGCUGGUUGUGAUAGCAUUAAUAACUGCUAUUCUUUUUGUACUGUGGAGAAGAGGUAAAAUUGUGUGCAAGCAUCCUCCGUUCCUACAAAGAUUCUCUAAGAAACAAGAAGAGUCUGAAGAGGGUCAGUCAAUGAUGCCCAAAAAGUCUUCGCAGGAGAUGGAUGAGACGACAGAGAAAUUUCUGACCUACCUGUCUGAUGAUUUCAUAAAAAUGUAUCCUGACUUCGACACAAAAUCGUAUCUUGUGCCACCGCUGUACUUUAACAGCAACACAUACAUAGAAGGUAACAUCGGUGGACAACAAGUGUACAUCACACAGCCACCCGAUGAGGAGACCGUGAAACAUGACCUGGCGAUGGCUCGUGUCCUCCACAGUCUCCGUCUCUUGGUGGAGCAGGAGGACCAGGAUGUGAUGUUUGUCAUAUCACAGUUUAACUACGACAACUACCUGGCUACACCAGGACAAGACUUUCUCAGCCACAAGCUGCCCAUGCCUGCGGGUCUUAUAGGGCAAGAAAAACAUUUUGGGGACUUUGACAUUCUUAUCCUUCAUCGCAAUCUCGGGGUACUGGUUGGGGUGGUCAAAGCUUGUAGUGAUGAUCCAGGUACGACAAAUGACACAAUCAUUGUCGAGGAGAUGAAAAAAGGCUGGGAGGAGCUGAACAAUGCAGACCGCAUGUUAAAACAUCUUUUGUCUUCUGAACAGAAUGAAAUUGUUGUACACAAAUUACUGAUGUUGCCAAAUGUAUCUCAAGACCGCCUUGAAAGCGUAUUACUAGGUAACCACGAUAUGACAAAGGAUCUAGCUACAUGCCUUGGAAUUUCAGACCCUUCUUAUCUUCAUAAAGAAUGUCUGUGCACGGAGCAUUUGGAUGAUGCCGAUUGGAUUGGGUUAGGACUUGAGCUGAAGAAAUUGUUAAUUCGUCGAUUGAUGAGGUCAGACGAUAAUACGCCAUUUAGCGCCGACCAGUAUGUGGCGAUAAUUUCCAGGUUCUGCGGACCUGCCACACCCUGGUCCUUAAAGAUUCCAGGUGGUCCUCGAAAAGCUGUUCUGUCCACGGCAUUCAAACACUCGCUGAGCAUGACGGGAGAUUUAUUCUGUGCGCCAGUCCUGCAGCCCGAGCAGUGGGAUGCUCUCAAUGACCACAGUCCUCGUGUGUUUCUCACAGGGCCGCCAGCUUCAGGGAAAACAAGGAUGCUUGUGUUGACAGGAAUACGAUGGAUGGCCGAAGGUCACACAGUCCACGUCAUGUCCACUUGUGAUGAAAGUCGGGCAGCUACGGAGAUGAUACACGUAGAGCUGUCGAGGGUUUUACAUGAGAAACAAUUACCAGGAGCAGUCAUUCUAGUCCCCUUCGAGAACGAAUGCAUAACAGAAGGAGUUAUACAAAUGACAGAAAAGGCUGCUGAUGGAUAUUUGUAUAUUAUUGCUGAUGAGCCCGAGUCUUACAAGAAACAACCGGAAUUUAGGGCUUUUGUGGACCGUCUACAAAAAGAAGUUCCAGAACUUUACCUACGUGCUGCCAGUUAUUUUCAAGAAAACGUCCCGGUCUGCUGCAAGACACAAACCUUUACCAAGAGUUUAACCUGUCCACCAUCAAUUCUCUUGCAAGCGGAUGUGACAAAAGUUUUCUCUGAAUGUGGCAUCACUGCGUGGAGACCUGACAUGAGAACAACAGCACCCACAGAAGGUCCACCAAUUAAAUUUGUGUACCACAGCAACGAGGGGCACAAUGGGAGUCAUCCAGGUGUCUGUGGAGAAUGUGCAACAGAAGUGAAAGAAUUUCUACAAACUUUACACAUCUGUAACGAAGCUGAUUGUUCCCGGGAGACUGAGGGCUUGUCGCACCUUCAUUAUAAAGGCAUACUAAUUUUGUAUGAAAUUACUGAUGACCCCAUUACCACUCCAAUCUAUAAAGUGCUGAUGGAUGCAGGUAUAAAAGUUAAAGUCCUCGACAAGGACCAUCCUGUACUGAGUGCUAUGAGAGCCACAAAUGACAAGGUGUUAAUAACUAGAGGGAGACACGUGCUCGGGAUCAAAAAGAAAGUUGUUAUUUAUGUGCAAGGAAAAUGGAAAUUAUUUCAAGACAUGCCUCAACACUGGAAACGAUUGCGAGGCCUGACCAGCUGUACCUCUCAGCUAGUCUGGGUACGAACUAAAACACUGUAA